AUGUCCAAACCCCUGGGCCGUAGCAGCGGUGGUUGUUGGACAUGUCGUAUUCGCCAUAGGAAAUGCGACGAAGCAACUCCGACUUGUAAAGAAUGCACAGAUCGGCACAUAGUAUGCCAUGGCUAUGGAACGGAGCCUGAUUGGGUCAAGGACCCUGUCAAGCUACAGGCGGAACUUCAACGCAUCAAGCAUGCUGUGAAACAGAACUUCCGCCGGACUCGAAAACUGCAGGCUUCUUCCACACGUUCAUCCACCAGAGCCGUAACGGAGCCUUCUGGGGAAAAUCUCGAAGAGUCAGCAAUAUUUUCGCCAGGCGGGUCUGAGUAUCGUGAAGCUGAGCUCCUGACAUAUUAUCUGGACUACAUAUUUCCCCUCCAAUACGCCUAUUACGUGGAUAAGCCAGCACUCGGUGGCCGAGGAUGGCUUUUCUGGCUUCUAUCCAAGCAAGGGCCGCUUCGUCAAGCCGCCUUUACGCUAUCCGCUCUACACCAACACGCUAUGUCGCAAAGUAAGACAGAGGAAAUGGAGUCAGAGCUUAUCCGGUAUCACACCAAUGCGAUGCAAGAACUCCGUCAAGUUCUCAUUCGCUGCGAGACAGAUGGUUUCGCCAGCCAUCCCGAACAUCGCGUCGAGUUUCUUACUUGUGGCACUUUCCUCAUCAGCUUCGAGGUCUUCCAAGGAGGAACCACUAAUUGGCAGUCACAUCUGAACGCUCUUGUAUUGGUCGCAGGUCAAAUUGACUUGGAGAGCGUGGGAGGAAGGUCCGAAUCUUCUACAAGAAUUGAGACUGGAUUCCAGAGGAUUAUGAGUGCGGCCAUCAGAUUCCAUGUGUCACAGCUACUUUGGUUCGAGCUUCUGUCAUGUGUUUCUACAGGUGAACCACCUAGGCUACCUUAUCAAAGGUGGCUCAGCCACGAAGAAAUCGAUGUGUCCUGUGUCAUGGGUUGCCAGAACUGGGCUAUGCUAGCUCUCGGAGAUGUAGCCUCGCUAGAGGCACAAGUUGCAGAGAUGAAUCCGAGAGCUUUGAGCCGCAAAAUUGCAGACAUCACUAAACGUCUCGAAGAUGGUGUUGGAUACUUGGGGGUAGAACAAAAGAACGAUACUAAUUCGUCCGGUCAGCCCGAUUCAGCCUUAAUCUCGCAGUCGAUUACCCGCAUUUAUGCAACGGCAGUCCUUGUGCAACUGCACACAAUUUCAGCCAACAUAGAAGACGCACCAGAAAACGCGCUUGAAACAAUUCAUAACGCAGUAUCUGGCGUUAUGGAUGCUCUUCAAAGUGUGCCGGACGGCCUGUCUCUGAAACCUGUAACAUGGGCUAUGUGCGUCGCUGGAGCAAUGGCAGCCCCAGAUCAACAACCAUUCUUCGAGAAUCUGAUUGAAGGAAUCCUUGAAAGCUCGGGUUCCGGUUUUACAAACGUUGAUACGGUGCUAAGAGUUCUGAAGGAAUGCUGGAGGGAAAGAGACUACCAUGGUACCGACAACAGUGUUCCUAGAAAUGCAAUGUCACGGCUAGGGAUAUGUGCCCUUUUGAUUUGA
Molecule: messenger RNA, 1536 nt
Organism: Colletotrichum costaricense
Lineage: Eukaryota; Fungi; Ascomycota; Sordariomycetes; Glomerellales; Glomerellaceae
Exons: 3
Coding region: 1-1536 (511 amino acids)
Biological process (GO): regulation of DNA-templated transcription
Molecular function (GO): DNA-binding transcription factor activity, RNA polymerase II-specific; zinc ion binding
Source: RefSeq, a predicted model, not a curated record